UUCACAAGAUGCUCAUGAUCUUGCGUCGAAUCAGGGCUUUGAAAGUCUGGAAAAUGAGCCGAAUGAUUUGUUAUUAGAGAUGGACCAUCAAAUAGUUGAUUUGGAUAAUAAUAAAUCACGUAAAGACACCUUGCAAUUAUACAUUGGUCAUUCGUUUAAUAAAUGGGAGGAAGUGGAUAAAUUCUUGGAAUUAUUUGGAAAGUGUAAAAGGUUUUCUUUUAGAAAAAACAGGAAUGAAUUUCACUCAAACUAUUUAAGCAUCUGUCGUCGUAGUUAUGAAUACUCAUAUUCACGUGCGUAUAAGGCUAAAAAAGUAGUUGAUAUAACUAAACAGCAUGAAAAGCCCUCAGCAACAAUAAAUUGUGAAUGGCAUGUUAAUUUUAAUAAUUUUGCUCAAACAGCGCCAUGUUUUCGUAAAUUGUCAGAAGAGAUGAUUGAGGAUAUAAGGUUUUAUACAUGUUCUAUGGAGG
Messenger RNA from Dentiscutata erythropus, 470 nucleotides. Lineage: Eukaryota; Fungi; Glomeromycota; Glomeromycetes; Diversisporales; Gigasporaceae. The record is from the annotation of a GenBank genome assembly.